AUGUCUUAAAACAAAGAUAAAGUAGUUCCAGACUAUAUCAGAUCACAGAAUAAAUUUUUACCGAAUCAAGUAGUAUUUGUUGAAAAGGUAGACAAUGUACAUGGUUCUACAGCUGGAGCAGGCUCAGGUGACUUUCAUCAAUAUAGAUAAUUAAGGAGAAAAGAGAGAUAUAGACUCAUCAAAAUGGAGGCUGAGCAUCGUCAGUAGAAGGAAAAAGAAGAUUAUGCAAACAAGAGACAAGGAAUGAACCUUGAGUGUGAUGUCAAAACUUAGAAAAAGAGUCUGAAGCGUAAACUUAAGAAAGAAAAGAAAAGAAUUAUAAAGGAGUAUGGCAAGAUGGCUAAAGGCUUGAAUGAGUGUGAAGACGGGAGUCUUGUUGACAAAGUAUUUGAAAAAUAUGGAGAUGAUGCAAUAGUCCAUUAAGAGCCAGAGGAAUCAGAGGAUGAAAAGAGAUUAAUAGAUGAGGAGCAAAAAGAUGAUUAGAGUGAUAGUGAUAAUGAUUUAUUAGCAAAGAGACCUUUAAAUAGAUAAGAUGAAGACUCAGACGAAGAUAGUCAGAAAUUAAGAGAGAUAGUAAAGGCUAACAAGAGAAUAAAAGAAUAGUUUUAAAGUAAUAAGUAGGAAGUGAAGCAGAUUUAAUAGAAGGAAUAGAGAAACAAUAUAAAAAUAGUCGAUGAUGAUGAAAUUGAGGAUAAUAAUUAUAAUUCUAGUGAGGAGAGGUCUGGGGGUUUCGGUAAAGUCUACGAAGCAGUUGAUGUUUUCAAUGGAGAGACUGUGGCUCUUAAAGAAAUGUAUAUUAACAUGACUGAUUUUCAGCAAUGCUGUAACUUGACAGAAGUUAAAGCAUUAUAAGAUAUUUCACACCCGAACAUAGUCAGUUUAAAGGAAGUUGUAUUACAGGAUAAAAAGUUAUUUUUAGUGUAUGAACUGCUUCAUAAGGACUUAUUCGUGCUAAUAGAUGAGAAAAGGAAAUAGAAACAAAUGUUUAGUGAGGAUGACAUUAAGCUUUAUAUGUAUCAACUACUCAAAGGAGUACAGUAUAUUCACAAAAGAGGUUACAUUCACAGAGAUCUAAAGCCAGAAAACCUGAUGCUUUUGGAUGACAGUCUUUUGAAGAUUACAGAUUUUGGAAUUAUCAAAGAUCUAAAUCAAGCAAAUUAGGGAUUAUUUACAGAAUACAUAUCAACAAGAUGGUAUAGAGCUCCUGAAAUAGUAGUUAGAUCCAGUAAAUAUGACACAAAGGUUGAUAUGUUCGCAAUAGGAUGCAUCAUGGCUGAGUUAUAUCUCAGAAUGCCAAUAUUUCCUGGAAGUUCUGCAAUGGAUUAGAUGAGCAAAAUCUGUUAAGUACUAGGAUCACCAAAUGAAUCGGAGUGGCCAGAGGGAUUCAAAGUAGCAAGAGAAAAGAAUAUUGAUAUUCCAAUGAAUCUCCCAAAGAUAGAUUUAGCAGGCAAACUUCGCUAUGCUAGUCCAUAUGCUGUUGAUUUAAUUGAAUGGCUAUUUAGGUUUAACCCUUCAGAGAGACCGACUUGUGAUUAAGCUCUAGAACAUGCUUUCUUUUUAGACUUGAAUACAAAACAAUUAUAAUAGAGAAUAAAUGUUCUAAGUACUAAGGAAGUAAGUCCAGGACGCAAAAACAUUUAAAAUAGAAGUGAAUCGAGGCAGAAUUAGCCAUUAUAGCCAAAUUAAAGAUUAGAAAAAUCAGAUAAUGAAAUGAGAGAAAUGUAUUAAAUGAGAUUCUAGAAGAAAAUGUUUGACCCCUCAAGUAUCUACAAUAGUUAUUUUAAAGGAACCGAUAAAAAGGUAAAUCAAGAUAUUUUUAAUGUCAGUGGAAGAAAGUAUCAGCACUAAAAUAGUACAUUAUUGGACAAGAGUUUAAACAAUUCAAGAUUAAAUGAUGGUUCAAAAGAUCCUCCUGCACAAUACUAGAGAUUGGGAACUAACUUAAGCCAGAAACAGCAGCUAAUUAGGAAGUAAAGUUCCUAUGUGUAAAAUAAGUACAUCUAUGCUGAUUAAAGUUCCAUAUCCAAUAAACAACUUUUAUCGUUUGACAAUAGGCAAAAUUCUAAAUCAAAUCAAAGAGUUAUAAUACCUCCUAGUAGUGCUUUGAAUUUAAAUAAAUCCCUAUUUUCCUAAUUGGGAAGCCAGAUAUUAGAUUAAAGUCAAUUUGGAGAUUAAAUAGAAAAAGAUUCAUCACCACCAUCAUCAAGAUUUUAAGAUGGUAAGAACAUAAGUGCAUUUAACAUAGUAAAAAAUAAGAUCUCAAUUGACCAAUUUUUGGAUAUGGUUAAAAGAGGGCCAGCUUUUGAUAACACUAAGGAUAAUCCCUAUUUUUGA
Messenger RNA from Stylonychia lemnae, 2334 nucleotides. The record is from the annotation of a GenBank genome assembly. Lineage: Eukaryota; Ciliophora; Spirotrichea; Sporadotrichida; Oxytrichidae.